AUGGAUUAUCUGGAAAACAUGGCAGCCAGGGAUGAAAUAUGUAAAAUAUGUUGGAAUUCAAAACAAAAGUGUGCAUACGAGAAAACUCCGUCUCAAAGGCUAGCCGCUGGUGCGACAUUCAAAUUUCCAGUCACCUUUGCUCCAAAUGAAAAAAGAAUCUACACCGAUUCUCUGUCGAUUCAACUAAACAUUCCUGGUACAUUUCAGCAAAAUGCACUGUGUACUUACGGUACGAAAAACCUCCACACGGCUGAAGUGAAUUUGUGUGGAAUAGGAAUUUAUGUGUUUGUUGACAAGGAGGAAAACUCGAACCGUCGGUGUAGAAAUGAGGUUUCAGUGGAAUUUCCAACGACAAUUGUGGGUUGCAUGGCAGAGAAAAAUGUCACGGUUGAAAAUUUGUCACCAGUCAUUGAUGGUAUUGUUGGUGACCAAAACAUCUGUGAAGGCUUCAGAAGAAUGAAAUCUCUGUUGGACUGGUUCAAAUCGAGAGAUGGCUGUAAUACAAAUUGUGAACUAGCCUAUCGGAUGAUGAAUGCUGUACCGUCUGCUUGGUGA
Opisthorchis viverrini is the source of this 555-nucleotide messenger RNA. RefSeq lists its product as hypothetical. The record is from RefSeq and is a predicted model, not a curated record. NCBI's taxonomy places the organism in Eukaryota, Metazoa, Platyhelminthes, Trematoda, Opisthorchiida, Opisthorchiidae. The coding region runs from base 1 to 555 and encodes 184 amino acids. The transcript has 5 exons.